CGGCAGUGGCGAGGCUGCUCGGCCGGGGCGAACGGGGCAGGUCCUGCAGCGGCUCGCUCAGGCCAUCUUGGAGACACCCGGCGUGUCCCUUCUCGAGUUUCCCUCGGCUCUUGUCUGUUGAUUCGUAGCCUGAAAUGCAUGGUCAUGGAGGCUAUGACUCUGAUUUUAGUGAUGAUGAACACUGUGGAGAAUCAAACAAAAGGAAAAGAAGGUAUCAAAGACAUACAAAGUUUGUAAAUGACUAUAUUUUAUACUAUGGUGGCAAAAAAGAAGAUUUCAGGCGUUUGGGGUUUUAUGGACCUAGGGAGAAGAGACUUGCUAAGAAAUACUAUGAUAAGUUAUUCAAGGAAUACUGCAUAGCAGAUCUCAGUAGAUACAAAGAAAAUAAGUGUGGAAAUAAAUGUUGUGAUGAAAAAGAGGGCUUAAAGAGUUGGGAAGUUAAUUUUGGUUAUGUUGAGCAUGGUGAAAAGAGAAAUGCACUUGUUAAAUUAAGUCAGUCGAAAAAAUUAACUUUAGGUUUAUAUUGUUUAACCUAAAGGAGAAAAGAAAUCAAGUCCAAAAAAGGAAAGGAUAAAAGCAAAAAAAAUUGCGAAGAGUCAUCACAUAAAAAAUCCAGAUUAUCUUCUGCAGAAGAGGCCUCUAAGAAAAAGGAUAAAGGAUGA
Messenger RNA from Propithecus coquereli (Coquerel's sifaka), 662 nucleotides. RefSeq names its product fragile site, folic acid type, rare, fra(10)(q23.3) or fra(10)(q24.2) candidate 1 (gene FRA10AC1). The transcript is spliced from 8 exons. Lineage: Eukaryota; Metazoa; Chordata; Mammalia; Primates; Indriidae. The record is from RefSeq and is a predicted model, not a curated record.